AUGGAUGUGGCCUCCCGACAGACAAUGAGGCUUAUUCGGCCCUCAAAUAGCCGAUCCCUUCUCUCCAGCCCUCGCAUUGCCGGCGCUGCUCUCCCAACUACAUACCCUCUCAACCGCAUUCGACGGAGAAAUGCUUCCAACACCCCUCGGAGACUUGCACCAGAGACAUCAUUUCUGCCCCUAGGCUCUGGGGCCUCGUCCAGUGCACCACCUACGUACUUCUCCAAUCGCACUUCCCUUCCUGUCAACACCGUUGUUCGCUUCGUCCCCCAACAGACAGCAUGGAUUGUCGAGCGGAUGGGCAAGUUCCAUCGGAUUCUAGAACCCGGUCUCGCCAUUUUGAUCCCAUUCCUGGACCGGAUUGCCUAUGUUAAGAGCUUGAAGGAGUCGGCUAUCGAGAUACCCAGUCAGAAUGCCAUCACGGCCGACAAUGUAACCUUGGAGUUGGAUGGCGUGUUAUACACGAGGGUUUUUGACGCGUAUAAAGCCAGUUACGGAGUGGAGGAUGCCGAAUAUGCCAUUUCUCAACUUGCGCAGACGACCAUGCGUUCGGAAAUCGGCCAACUUACCCUGGAUCACGUUCUGAAGGAGCGCGCCACGUUAAAUACCAACAUCACACAGGCCAUCAACGAGGCCGCGCGCGAUUGGGGUGUUGUGUGUCUGCGGUACGAAAUUAGGGAUAUCCACGCCCCCGAAGGUGUCGUUGCGGCCAUGCACCGCCAGGUGACGGCAGAGCGGUCGAAGCGCGCGGAGAUUCUCGAGUCCGAAGGUCAGCGACAGAGCGCAAUCAACAUUGCUGAGGGUCGGAAGCAGUCCGUUAUCCUGGCUUCCGAGGCUAUGCGGACCGAACAGAUCAACCGUGCUGCGGGUGAAGCCGAGGCCAUCCUGCUGAAGGCCAAGGCGACCGCCAGAGGCAUUGACGCCGUUGCUCAGGCGAUCGAGGCUGGCAAGGACAAUGCUCACGGCGCCGUCAGCCUGAGCGUCGCCGAGAAGUACGUUGAGGCCUUCUCCAACCUUGCCAAGGAGGGUACUGCCGUGGUCGUUCCCGGUAACGUUGGCGACAUGGGUGGCAUGAUUGCCAAUGCCAUGGCUGUGUACGGCAAGAUCAAUGAGAGCCAGGCCAAGACCAUCGCAGCGAAGUCUCUGGGAGUCCAGGAGCCGGUUCAGACGGAGACCACUUCCAACAGCGCCAAGUCGGAGCAGACACCGGAGUACGACAACGUCGAUGCGGAGAAGGAACACAAGACUCCUGAUGCCGUUCAGGAUGUUCUAGAAGGAUUUGACCAGGUUAGCCAACAGAGACACCAAUGA
Aspergillus niger is the source of this 1311-nucleotide messenger RNA. RefSeq lists its product as uncharacterized. Gene Ontology annotation, cellular component: membrane. The coding region runs from base 1 to 1311 and encodes 436 amino acids. Lineage: Eukaryota; Fungi; Ascomycota; Eurotiomycetes; Eurotiales; Aspergillaceae. The record is from RefSeq and is a predicted model, not a curated record. The transcript is spliced from 2 exons.